Molecule: messenger RNA, 5353 nt
Organism: Oryza brachyantha (malo sina)
Lineage: Eukaryota; Viridiplantae; Streptophyta; Magnoliopsida; Poales; Poaceae
Product: receptor-like protein kinase ANXUR1
Exons: 9
Coding region: 322-5121 (1599 amino acids)
Biological process (GO): protein phosphorylation
Molecular function (GO): ATP binding; protein kinase activity
Source: RefSeq, a predicted model, not a curated record
CGCAAAAAGCAAGCUACCACCGCAGAGAGCAGCUCAGCUCGAGGCCGCCACCACCACCACCACGGCGAAAGGGGGAGGAGGAAAGAGGGAGAAGAGGAAGGGGGAAAAAAAAAUUUCCGCCCGCCGCCGCGAGACGAGCAGCGACGCCGUCGCGCGAAACCCUAACCCGACACCCCUCCCCUCCGCUGCCUCAUCUCGUCGCCUCAUGGGGCGCCGCCCCGCGCGCGUCCCGACGCCGCGUCGGCGCCAGUAGUAGCAGGAGCGGGGGCCCCGCCCUGCCCCGCCGCCGACGCGAGCUGCUCCUCCUCCUCCACCCCCACGAUGGCGCGGGCAGGGCGCGCGAGCUCCCGACGAGGACUUUUGGAAGAUGCUCUAAGGAAAACCUUCAUAAAUUUUUUGACUGUGGUAUUGACUCUGGAGUUGAUUACCAGAAUCAAUUUGAUUGCCCAAACAUCAGCUCUAAAUGUGGUUUCCCCUGCUAUAUCACCAUCGCAAAGUUGGACACCAGUUCGCUCUAUGUUAUCACAAGCUAAGGUUGACAUUAGUAUUCCAGUUGGCGAACAAAGACGGAAGAAGCUAUAUUCACCACCAAUUACUCUAUCUGUGCACCCUCCAAUGUCAGCGCCAAGCUAUAGCUCUAUUUCUGGUGAUUCUGAUCUGUCCUUUUAUUCUUCAGACCUGUCAGAUAAUUUGGUGCAGGACAACAGACGCUCAGAAGCAGAAAUUCCUACCCAUGUAGAUGCUGCGCCUCCUGAUGCAGCUUCAAAUACUAGUGCAGCUCCUUCUGGAUUAGUACAACCUCCAGUAUCUCCUCACAAUGGAUGUUGUUCACCAAACAUGGUACAAAAAAGAGGGGGCCAAGAUUGCCAUUGUGUUUACCCAGUAAGAGUUGAGCUCUUCCUCCGAAAUGUUUCACUGACAUCAAAUUGGAGCGAUGAAUUUCUUGGGGAGCUUGCUUCUCAGCUCAGCCUGAGAGUUAGUCAGUUUGAGAUUGUAAAUUUCUAUGUUGUUGGGGCUUCUGGGCUAAACAUUACAAUGUAUAUAGCUCCUCACACUGGAAUUAGUUUCUCAGCCGACCAAGUUACUUCCAUGAAUUAUUCACUUAGUCAGCACACAGUUCAGAUCAACCCUGUACUAGUUGGGGACUACAGUCUUCUUAAUUUAACCUGGUUCAGGCCGCUGGCUCUAGCUCCUGCUCCAACAUUCACAAUAUCACCUAAACCGUCUCCAUCUCAAGCAUCUACAUUACCAAGACAGCGUGCGGACACCAGCAACAGCAAUGACAAACGCACGAGCAUGAGCUUGAUUACUGUCAUUUGCAUUUGUAUUGGUGCUCUAAUUGCUGUUUUGGUGAUUGUCAUGUUUAUUUGCUUCUGCACACUGAGGAAAGGGAAAAAGAAGGCUCCUCCAGUUGAGACACCCAAGCAAAGAACACCAGAUGCAGUUUCUGCAGUGGAAUCACUUCCUCGCCCAACAAGUACAAGGUUCCUUGCAUAUGAUGAACUGAAAGAAGCAACCAACAACUUUGAUCCGUCAACUAUGCUUGGAGAAGGGGGUUUUGGCCGUGUCUUUAAGGGGGUACUAACUGAUGGCACUGCUGUUGCUAUAAAGAAGCUUACAAGUGGAGGGCACCAAGGAGACAAGGAAUUUCUAGUUGAGGUGGAGAUGCUGAGCAGGUUGCACCACCGAAACCUUGUGAAACUCAUUGGUUACUAUAGUAACCGCGAGUCAUCACAGAACCUACUUUGCUAUGAGCUAGUUCCUAAUGGAAGCUUAGAGGCUUGGCUUCAUGGAACAUUGGGUGCUAACCGCCCCUUGGAUUGGGACACUAGAAUGAGGAUAGCACUAGAUGCUGCCAGGGGAUUGGCGUACCUUCACGAGGAUUCUCAACCUUGUGUAAUUCACAGGGAUUUCAAGGCUUCUAAUAUAUUGCUUGAGGACGACUUUCAUGCUAAAGUGUCUGAUUUUGGUUUGGCCAAACAGGCACCGGAAGGCCGUGCAAAUUAUCUUUCAACACGUGUUAUGGGAACAUUCGGGUACGUAGCACCAGAGUAUGCAAUGACAGGGCACUUGCUUGUAAAAAGUGAUGUAUAUAGCUAUGGAGUUGUUCUACUUGAACUACUUACUGGGAGGAGACCUGUGGAUAUGUCACAACCGUCUGGCCAGGAAAAUCUAGUGACAUGGGCACGGCCAAUUUUGCGAGAUAAAGAUAUGCUAGAAGAGCUAGCCGAUCCUAGGAUUGGCGGCCAGUAUCCGAAAGAUGAUUUUGUGCGAGUAUGUACAAUUGCGGCAGCCUGUGUUUCACCAGAGGCAAGCCAAAGGCCAACAAUGGGCGAGGUGGUGCAGUCACUGAAGAUGGUCCAACGUUCCGUGGAGUUCCAAGAAUCUAUACCAACUCCUCCAGCACGCCCCAACGUUAGGCAGUCUCUAACCGCCUAUGAAUCUGACGGCACCUCGUCCAUGUUCUCGUCUGGACCCUUUUCAGGUCUCAGCCCCUUCGACACCGAGAACAUGCCCAGAACGGCUUUCUCUGAAGAUCUCCACGAAGGCUCGGCGGCCGUGGCGACGGCGAAGGUGUACAGCCCGGCGGACAAGAUCCUCCUCAACUGCGGGUCGACGACGGACGGGCUGGACGCGGACGGGCGCAGGUGGGUGGCGGACACCAACAACAACUCGUGGCUGGAGGACUCCGGCAAGUCGUCGAUCAUGGCGGCCGCCGACCAGCUGGAGCCGAUGCUGCCGUCGUCCAUCCCGUACAUGACGGCGCGGGUGUUCACCAUGGACGCAGUGUACAACUUCUCGGUGAACCCGCGCGACCGCCACUGGCUGCGCCUCCACUUCUACCCGUCGUCGUACAACGGGCUGGAGCCGCAGGACUUCCGGUUCUCCGUCGCCACCUCCACCGGCUUCACGCUGCUCCACAACUUCAGCGUCUACCUCACCACCAAGGCGCUCACGCAGGCCUACCUCGUCCGGGAGUACUCGCUGCCGCGGUCGCCGGAGGGCUUCCUCACCGUCACCUUCUCGCCGACGCCGAUGGUGAACGUGACGUACGCCUUCAUCAACGGCAUCGAGGUCAUCUCCAUGCCGGACAUCUUCGGCGACCCGGCCACCAUGGUCGGGUUCGCCGACGAGACCGUCGACGUCUCCGCCGCCGCCUUCCAGACCAUGUACCGCCUCAACGUCGGCGGCGCCUACAUCCCGCCGUCCAACGACUCCGGCCUCUCGCGGUCGUGGUUCGACGACACGCCCUUCGUGCGGGGCCCCACGCAGGGCAUCGUCUACACGGCCGGCCCGCGCUUCCACAUCAAGUACCCGAGCGACGCCGCCGAGUACGCGGCGCCGACGGAGGUGUACCUCGGCGGCCGCUCCAUGGGCAGCGACUCCCGCUUGAACCAGAACUCCAACCUCACCUGGACCGUCGACGUCGACAGCAACUUCACCUACAUCGCGCGCCUCCAUUUCUGCGAGCUCCAGCUCGUCCACGCCAACCAGCGGGUGUUCGACGUCUACAUCAACAACAAGACGGCGCAGACGGACGUCGACGUGCUCGAGAUGACGACGGAGCGCGGGGUGCCGGUGUACAAGGACUACGCGGUGACCAUGAGCAACGACACCGCCGACGAGGUGCUCUGGGUGGCGAUGCACCCCUCGGUGAUGCUCCGGCCGCAGUUCUACGACGCCAUCCUCAACGGCCUCGAGGUGUUCAAGGUCAACAACUCCGGUGGCAGCCUGGCGGCGCCGGACCCCAGCCCGUUCAAGCUGCUGGCGGAGAACGAGCUCGGCUGGGGCGGGCCGCCGGAGUUCUCCACCAACGACCCGGCCGGCAUGGCCAGGGUGAUGGGCGGCACCGCGGGCGGCGCGGCGGCGGCCGGGAUCCUAGCGGCCAUCUGCGUGGUGGUGUACAACAACAAGAGGAACAGGAAGCCCGGCGGCGGCGGCGACUCGCACACCUCCGCGUGGCUGCCGCUGUACCACUCCCACACCAGCGGCAAGUCGUCGGGCCACGUCACGGCGAACCUGGCCGGCAUGUGCCGCCACUUCUCCUUCGCGGAGAUCAAGGCGGCGACCAAGAACUUCUCCAACGACCUGGCCAUCGGCGUGGGCGGGUUCGGCGUGGUGUACCGCGGCGUGGUCGACAACGACGUCAAGGUGGCGGUGAAGCGGUCGAACCCGUCGUCGGAGCAGGGGAUCAACGAGUUCCAGACCGAGGUGGAGAUGCUCUCCAAGCUGCGCCACCGCCACCUCGUCUCCCUCAUCGGCUUCUGCGAGGAGGACGGCGAGAUGGUGCUCGUCUACGACUACAUGGAGCACGGCACGCUGCGCGAGCACCUCUACCACAACGGCGGCAAGCCGACGCUGUCGUGGCGCCACCGCCUCGACAUCUGCAUCGGCGCCGCGCGCGGCCUGCACUACCUCCACACCGGCGCCAAGUACACCAUCAUCCACCGCGACGUCAAGACCACCAACAUCCUCGUCGACGAGAACUGGGUCGCCAAGGUCUCCGACUUCGGCCUCUCCAAGUCCGGCCCGACCACGCUCAACCAGUCGCACGUCAGCACGGUGGUCAAGGGCAGCUUCGGCUACCUCGACCCGGAGUACUACCGCCGCCAGCAGCUCACCGAGAAGUCCGACGUCUACUCCUUCGGCGUCGUCCUCUUCGAGGUGCUCCUCGCCCGCCCGGCGCUCGACCCGGCGCUGCCGCGAGACCAGGUCAGCCUCGCCGACUACGCGCUCGCCUGCAAGCGGGGCGGCACCCUGCCGGGCGUCGUCGACCCGGCCAUCAAGCACCAGAUCGCGCCGGAGUGCCUCGUCAAGUUCGCCGACACCGCCGAGAAGUGCCUCGCCGAGAACGGCGCCGACCGCCCCGGCAUGGCCGACGUGCUCUGGAACCUCGAGAGCGCGAUGCUCGCGCAGGACACGUUCGACGGCGCCUCCGGCCGCCCGGCCUCCUCGCUCGACCCGGCCACCAGCAACGACGACGGGAGCACGGCCAGCGCCACCACGCUGGGGACGUCGUCCAUGUCCCACCCGCACGAGACUUGCGUCGUCUUGGAGGCCGACGAGGUGGUGGCCGAGCGCGCCACCUUCUCGCAGCUCGUGCAGCCCACCGGCCGGUGACACCUCGAUACAAUUACAAGCUAGCGAACCAUGCCAAAAGUUUAAUUAGUUGAGUUUUUUUUUCUGUGUUAAUAACUAAUCCCAACGUUUACUUAGUUUUGAGUUUUUUUUGUUAAUUAAUGUUAAAUCUUGGGUUUUUAAGUAGUAGAUUCCGAAUCAGGUUCACUUGAUUACGAAACCUAAAUCGAGUUUAGGGGUGAUUGUUUGGGUAUUUUGUACAAAAAGAUAAAUG